UCCGUUAGCACUCUUCCUCAACAGUUUUGGCCAUCAGACCCGAUUUCACCGUUUCUGGUUCUAACCCGGUUUCGCUACCGCCUCUACCGUUUCCUCUCCCUUCAUCCUGUGCAUGCUCUCAAUGUUCAACCGCCACUUUUUCUCUUUGCUGUCUCGCGCGCGCACCGGGCAGUUCUGGUUCGUCGUUUGAGGAAUUUCAAUGUCUCUGAGAAGCUUCAAGGAGUCUCUGAAGGCCUGUACUUCUCAGUCCUCCGCCGCUUCCCUGUCAUCCACCACCACUACUGCCUCUGCUUCACUUGCAUCUUCUCUCUUGCCACCAUGCGAAAGGAGACCGCCCAAAUCUUCACUCACGCAGCAGCUGCAACGUCUAGAGGACGACCAUGACCACGCUCCUGUUCCCUCGUCCACCCGCUCACUCAUUCAAAACGAUUCUCUCUCAACCCAGCCAUCCGAGAGAGAACUCCAUGAACUGUCCUUCGUUUCUAAAAAGCCCGAGGCGCCUCCAUUGCUGGAAUCCCACGGGCCUUACGAGCCCCUUCUCCUUUCAGAGCCAGGCGGGUUACCAAUCGUCCAGGUUCCGGCCUCCAUCAAUUGUAGGCUUCUCGAACAUCAGCGUGAAGGAGUAAGAUUUUUAUAUGGUUUGUAUAAGAACAAUCGUGGCGGCAUUCUUGGAGAUGACAUGGGGCUUGGUAAGACUAUCCAAACAAUUGCAUUCCUGGCUGCUGUUCUUGGAAAAGAUCCAGAUCAUGGAGAAGUAAAUUUACUUAGAAGAGACCAUCCAAAGAAUGAAGGUUUAACAUUGAUAAUUUGCCCUACAUCUGUCAUUCAUAAUUGGGAACAUGAGCUGUCUAAUUGGGGAAACUUUGGUGUGGCCGUUUAUCAUGGCAUAAAUCGAGAUCUCAUCCUCGAGAAGUUAGGGGCAAGAGGAGUUGAGAUACUGCUAACCAGUUUUGAUACUUUCAGGAUUCAAUAUAUGGUCUUAUGCAAGUUUAAUUGGGAUAUUGUUGUCAUAGAUGAGGCUCACCGACUGAAAAAUGAAAAAUCACAAUUGUACAAAGCUUGUUUAGGAAUCAAAACAAGCAAGCGGUUUGGACUGACAGGAACCAUAAUGCAGAAUAAAAUUAUGGAACUGUUUAACCUAUUGGACUGGGUUGCUCCUGGGUCUCUGGGUACUCGUGAACAUUUCCGGGAAUAUUACGAUGAACCACUGAAGCAUGGUCAAAGGCUAAGUGCACCUGAAAGGUUCGUCCUUAUUGCUGAUGAGCGUAAGAAUCACUUGGCCACAGUUUUACAGAAAUACUUAUUACGAAGGACUAAGCAGGAGACAAUUGGACAUCUCAUGAUGGGAAAGGAAGACAAUGUUGUUUUCUGUGCCAUGAGUGAAUUGCAAAAGCGUGUGUACAGAAGGAUGCUAGAUCAGCCAGAUGUUCAGGCUCUUAUACAGAAGGACGUACCAUGCAGUUGUGGAAGCCCUCUGACGCGGGCUGAGUGCUGCCACAGGACUGCUCCCAAAGGCAUCAUUUGGUCUUAUCUUCAUCGUGAUAGCCCUGAUGGUUGUGAUUCAUGUCCCUUCUGUCUUGUGCUCCCUUGCCUUAUCAAGUUACAGCAGAUAAGCAAUCACCUGGAGCUGAUUAAACCUAACCCCAAAGAUGAAAUAGAGAAACAGAGGAAAGAUGCAGACUUGGCUGCUGCUGUUUUUGGGGAUGAUAUUACUUUAGUCGGUGGAAAUACUCAAAGCGAAAAUUUUAUGGGCUUGAGUGAUGUAGAACACUGUGGCAAGAUGAGAGCACUGCAAAGGCUAAUGGCAACAUGGAUCAGAGAAGGAGAUAAAAUUCUUCUGUUCAGCUAUUCUGUAAGAAUGCUUGACAUACUGGAGAAAUUUUUGAUCCGCAAAGGCUAUUGCUUCUCCAGACUUGAUGGUUCAACUCCAAUGAGCUCCCGCCAGCCGCUUGUCGAUGAGUUCAAUUCAAGUCCUUGCAAACAGGUAUUUCUCAUAUCGACUCGAGCUGGUGGUCUUGGGCUCAAUCUUGUCAGUGCAAACAGAGUGGUAGUUUUUGAUCCCAAUUGGAACCCCGCACAAGACUUACAGGCCCAAGAUAGGACAUUCCGUUAUGGGCAACGGCGCCAUGUUUUAGUCUUUCGGCUUCUUGCAGCUGGUUCUCUAGAAGAACUUGUUUACACUCGUCAGAUAUACAAACAGCAGCUUUCAAAUAUUGCUGUUUCAGGAAAGAUGGAAAGGCGUUACUUUGAAGGUGUCCAGGACUGCAAGGAGUUUCAAGGUGAGCUUUUCGGGAUAUGCAAUCUGUUUCGUGAUCUUUCAGACAAGUUAUUUACAAGUGAGAUAGUUGGCGUGCACGAGAAGGCUGUGAAAGAAUCUGUUAAUCCUUGCAAUGGCCUAGGAGUAGUGCCAGAUUCUCAAGUGCAUGCUCAUGAAAACGUGGAGUUUGGUUUGCAGUAUACUCAGUCGGAUGAAUCCAUGUUUUCUGGGAAUGGAAUUAAUGCAAACAAGGUUGUGCCAAGAAAUUGUGAAGAAACCAUGCAUCUGUUUAAUCUACUUGAGGGAGCAGGUAUUAUGUAUGCACACAGAAAUGAAGAUAUUGUGAACAUGAAAGAAUGCCACCAAGCAAGAGAUGCUGAUGACUGCACCAAUGACAAGAUCAAAUCAUGCAAUAUCAAUCCAAGGAAACGUCCAGUGGAUGUCUGUCUGCCUCUGGUACAUAAGGGCACAAACAGUGAGGAGAAGAAGGCAGAAUAUUGUCGGCUUGCCCAAUUUAUGGGUAUGGAGGUGGUUGAGUUCAGUAAGUGGUUACUGUCUAUUUCAAUAUCUGAAAGAAAGAGUCUGCUUCUUGAUUACAAGAGACAUAAAGAUCAAGCAAGAAAGAAGUAGUUGGUAAGAACGAGGCAGGAGAACAGUACUGCAAGAAUAUAUACAAAAUGGUUCAAGUCCUAAGGUUUUUCGGGUUCAGAGAGAUGCAGAUCAAAUUAAAGGCAGGCAGGAAUAAAAAGGUAAAAAGAAGAAGAUUUGGGUAGUAACUUGAUCCUGGCUCUUGUUUUCUAUUCGCUAUUGUAAAUAUCACGGCCAUGAAAUGCAGAGGAUCUGUUGAAUGCCUUCCUGAUGCAGAAACGUGUUAGGCCAUAGUGACAUAUUAGGAAGCAGCAAAUAUUUUUCAAUCUCUGAUGAUGUUGAGAAUUCAUAGCAAGAUUAGUUACUUCACCUCAGCAUCAUGAAAUCAAAAUGGGAAACAUUGCAGCAUGCAGCUGGAACUGGAUCGUGGCCUGAUGACCCUUCCUCAUUUCUGUUGAUUCAGCAUGUGCUCUUUCUUGGAUUGGGGUCUCUUUCUUUGACUCCAUUGCAUCAGCAGGAGGGUUUCUUUCUCCUUUCUUCCUCAAUAUUCUUGCUGCAUGGACCUGUAUACUUGUCAUGCCCUAGCUUUUGAACAAAGCUAAAUGCUUGCCCUAAACAUUCGUACUUAACUAGUGACUGCAUCAUCUGACAGUUGAUGCAAAAUUCGUUUGUUCUUGUACAUCCGAGUCCCAACGUUUUGUCAGUUGAAGGAGUGGGCUUCAAUUAAAAAAAUAAAGGAGCUAAAAGGUAUUUCUGAACACCCUGUCUCGGUGUCUCCUCUAUGCAUGCCGCAAAUGAUUCAGGCUGCCUUUGGUGAUUACGGUCAGGAAGGAGUCCGAUAUGAAUCAGCCAAAGACGGCCGUUGUUUGACUCAAGACUGAACAUAGCAGACCCUGUCCGUUUGCUAACCUAUUUCUAAUGGUGUAUGACUGUAUUCCUUCUUCGUCUUCUUUCUCUUUAUCUCUGACUCUCUCUAGGAAUAACACCAUAAUCUAAAGGUACAAUGUCUAAAUUCAAGAUCGCUUAUCUGCAAUAUUUUGAUGUUUUAACGGUCGGACCUUUUAGUCAUGGUUAAGAUCACAAACCGGCCACAUUUAUAUGUCUUUCAAAGGAGAAUCAGCGAUGUUUUCUUUCAGAAUCGGAAGAAAACAAUUUUUCUUGUCUAAGAGGACGAGUUUACUACAAAAACCAUGGCGAAUUUGCUUCUUUUUCCUUAAUUGUGCUUCAGCAGGAAUUUGUUGGUUUUUCACUUGGCCAUAUUUGGUGCUGAUUUAUCCUCAACCAUUCUGGUUCAAUCUUUAAAAGUUUAACUUUGAGAGCAAUUAUUAAAGAGCUGCCUAGUGAAUUAAAACAUUAUUUUUUAUGUAAAAAUAAUAAAAGAUCCGCUAAUAACUAAAAUUUCAGUAGUAAAAAGGGAAUUUUUGUAUUUAGGGAGUGAAUCGGUAUUAAGCAAAGUCCUCCGGGUCUCGGACACCGGCCACUUGGGUCCCGAUCCUGUCGUCCUUCAGUUCGUCUUUUAAGUCACUUCCGCCACCGGCGAGACCUUUCUUCUUCGUGCUCCCUCUCUCUGCUCCUCUCUCUCUGUCAUCCUUCCCCCUACGUUCGUCUUAUUAAACCCGCUUGAUCCAUCCAUCCGUCUAUCUAUCUGUCUAGGAAUAAUCAAACGAAAGAGAAUUUAUUGGCAAACCAAUCCUUCUCGAUUCUUCUUACAACGUGAAGCCGCCAAUAGUAAGAAGACGAAGAAGGAUUUACAGGUCCAUCUUGUCUUCAGAAUCCUAUCAAGAG
Messenger RNA from Nymphaea colorata (pocket water lily), 4630 nucleotides. Its product is annotated as switch 2. The record is from RefSeq and is a predicted model, not a curated record. The transcript is spliced from 10 exons. Bases 200 to 2887 code for a protein of 895 amino acids. Gene Ontology annotation, molecular function: ATP-dependent chromatin remodeler activity; ATP binding. Lineage: Eukaryota; Viridiplantae; Streptophyta; Magnoliopsida; Nymphaeales; Nymphaeaceae.